GAGUUAAACCAUAGCCGGGUUAUCAUUUCGCCAAACAGGCUUUUCGAAAUUUAGGGCUCAAUUUGCCUUUUAUUAGAAGAACGAAAUUUUGGGGCAACAAAAUUGGUGGUGGUGAUGGAGGAGGAGGAGGAAAAACGCAUGAAACGCGAUGAGUUGAUCGAUGAGUUGAUCGAGGAGGUAGUUUUGAGGCUUCCACCGCCGUCGGUGGCUCGAUUCAAAUCUAUUUCCAAGUGGUGGCGACAAUAUCUGUCCGAACCACAGUUCGUGGAUAGAUAUGAGGCUAGAAAUCUCUCGCUUUUAGGGUUUUUUUACCAGGCAAGCUACAACAAGUUCGUUUUCAGAGCGAUCCCAUCCAAUCCCAAUGAUAAGAGUUCGAGUUCGAGUUCGAUUUCGAUUUCCAGAGGCAAUCGCCUACGAACCAGUGUUGCGAACCAUUGCGGAGCAUCAGAUAACACCCUGCUAGUCAUCAACUCUUGUAAUGGCCUACUCCUCCUCUACUCUUCAAUGCCUGUUCCUUACUAUGAGGUUUAUAAUCCUACUACUGGUGAUAAAGUCUCUGUCCGAUUCUCGUACAAUUACGAAACCUUUGCCACACGGUAUAUGGUAUUUGGAUUUGCUUUUGAUCCUUAUUCUACCCAUCCGUGCUUCACAAUCGUGGACAUUGCAGAUACUGGAGCUCGUAAGUUUCGGGUUUUUUCUUAUUCUUCACUUCGCUCAUGUUGGAGGACAACCUAUCACAGGGUCCCCUCCAAUGUCAGGGACGGCUAUGCACUAUCUGGUCGGUCCACCUUCUGUAGAGGGGCUUUGCAUUGGUUGUUGGAACCUUCGGGUGUCGUCUCCUUUGAUGUUCGCACCAAAACCAUUUCAUUCUCCUUGAUUAACCUACCGGGCGAUGACAAAUACUUAGAUGACCAUGGGUUGUGCAUAUGUGUUAAGAAGAUGAGGGAUGCUGGGUUAUAUUCCAACGGUUAUUGUAGUUGCCGUUAUUUGGGGGUAUCCGGAGACGACCUAAUAUACAUUCGAGUUACGGGUCAUUCUCAAUUGUCCCUCUGGGCUCUCAACUGCGGUACAUGGUCUCAUACCAGUGUCAUUAAUGUUGGGAACUUACCCGAGUCUCUCUUCUUGGGUUGCGUUUUAGAGUUCCGCAAAAUGGAGACCCCUCUCCUAUACCUGAGGGUGAAAAGGAGGAUUUUUUCAUAUAGCCUUAUUAAUGGUGUGCUUCAAGAGCUUUUUAGAAUCACUAAAGAAUAUGGAGGAGGAGAUAAUUGCCUUGGCUUUAUCAUUCCCUAUCAACUGCCGAGAAUUUCCUUGUCCAUUCCCAGUAUUACUCCCCAAGAUUCACUCUCGAAUGAGGCAAGUUUUGAUUUCCUGUUCAAUGCUGUGAAGCAGUUGCAAGCGGAUCCUUUAGCUAUAACUGAAGACACGCUUGCUCACCCAAAAGCGUACGUGUUCUUAGCCAGAGCGAAAUCAAUUGUUCGUCGUUUGAACGACGAUGGCCUUAUUCAUCUCUAUAGUCAGCUUGGGAUUUGUCAAGUGGCUGCGAAAUGUUUUCCUCAUCUCCAGCAUGUCGAGUACGAUCCAACUGGAAUUCCUGUAUGGUCCUUCUACAACUUGCAUGCCCCUUUAACAUCCACCGGUCUUCGUGAUACAGUGGUCAAGUACAAUGACUUCAUUCGGGUUGAAGGAUGUCUAUAUGGAUGCACCGCUAAACGUGUUGGAGAUAUGCCUCCGCCAAGAUAGUAGUUUGGGGAGACUUGAAGUAAGAGCUUCUUUUGAUUGCAUUUAUUUUGUAUAGCUAAAGGUUUAAUUGUAUUGAGUUAGACUCAUUUUGUUGUAACCAAGCAUUGACUUGGAAAUAUGUAAGCCUUUAGGGCAUAUGAAUAUCUGUAUAACUCUUAUUUCUUAUUCUUACUUGUAAUACAUGCUAUAGAUUCAGGAUGAAUCAUUCAUGAAUGUGUAAUGCAUGUAUCACCUUUUGUAUAUCAACUCUGAUGAAUGAAAGAUUACUAUUUUGUUUA
Messenger RNA from Camellia sinensis, 2018 nucleotides. Its product is annotated as F-box protein At5g07610. The record is from RefSeq and is a predicted model, not a curated record. NCBI's taxonomy places the organism in Eukaryota, Viridiplantae, Streptophyta, Magnoliopsida, Ericales, Theaceae. Gene Ontology annotation, molecular function: protein binding.